CAGCACGGUCAAACUGGGCCAGGUGAGGAUAGCUUCGCGCCCUGAGGUCGUUGCCAUGAGAAUCUUUUCGACGCACCGGAUGUCAAGCGCGAGGUUGACGUUGUCAGGGUGACGGAAAGAAAAACAGAGGAAGCCGCGCUUGUGUGACCCCGCCCCCUUGACGCAUUUUCCGGCUUCCGGCUUUUUCCUGUAACGGCUGUUCGCUCGAGCGAAGCGCCAAAGUCAAAACGGGCCUCUGCGCAAGGAUAUCCAGCAUACGGCCAAAGGGAUAUUUUUUCAUUACAUGAAGAUUAUAUAACAACGAGAGAAAGUCAAAAGAAAGUUCUCGCUCAGGAAUAUGAGCUCACCAUGACCGAAACUCUUUUCAACCAAACGCUGCAGUUGCAGAUCAAGUGUAAAGACUGCGAGGACAGAAGGACAAAUAUUAGAGUCUGCAUUGAAUUACAACUGACGACAAACCCAAUCCACAAAAAAGACUUGAUAGUACGGUUAACAGAUGACACAGACCCUUUUUUUCUCUACAGUCUUGUAAUAUCAGAAGAGGAUUUUCAAAGUAUAAAACUUCAACAGGGCCUCUUGGUAGACUUUUCUUCAUUUCCACAAAAAUUUAUAGACUUGUUACAGCAAUGCAUUGUGGAAGCAGAUAAAGAAAAUCCUAGGUUUCUAUUACAAUUAAUCUCUCCUUUGUCCGUGUUAGACCACUCUCCUUCCCACCUAAAUGUUAUUGAGACAAAUGCUUUCAAACACCUCACGCAUCUUUCCCUCAAAUUUCUACAUGGCACUGAUGUGGAAAUUAAAAAAUACUUAGCAGGUUGCCUAAAGUGCAUAAAGGACGAGAAGCUGCUGUUAGAACAAAAGCUCAGAAAAACGGAGGAUGAUCUAUCAAGGCAGCUUAGCAAUGCGCAACAGAUGUUGUCCGAGAAAAGCAAGGAGCUGGACAGGCUACGAUCAGAGUGGACAUCGCAUACGUCCUCUCUGUCAAGUUUGCAUUCCCAGGAGCUGAAUUCUGAAAAACAAAAAGCACUUGAGGCACAGUCAACAUUUCAGCAGAAUUUGGAGCAGCAGAGAAAAGAGCUAGAAAGCUUUCAUCAGAAGAGCAUGCAACAACUUCAGAUAAAACUGGCAGAGCUGGAGACGGCCAACAAAGAGCUGACAGAGCGGAAAUACAAAUCCGAUUCCAUGAUACGGGACCUCAAGGCAAAACUUGUGGGCUUUGAAGAUGAGUCUCAUCGAGCCAAGCAGGAGGUACUAUCACUGCGAAGGGAGAACUCGACCCUUGACACAGAAUGCCACGAAAAGGAAAAGUUCAUAAGCCAGCUGCAGACCCGUGUAGCAGUGUUAGAGCAAGAGAUCAAGGACAAGGACCAGCUACUGAGCCGAACUAAGGAAGCCUUGGAAGCAACACAGGGGCAAAAGGUAACCAUUGAGGAAGGUGCGGAGAUAAAACAAGUUCAAAUUGGAAAACUCGAAGCAGCGGUCUUGUCUUUGUCAGGGGAAUUGCUUAAGGCGAAUGAAAUCAUUAAGAAACUGCAAGGGGAAAUGAAAAUUCUGGUGAACAAAUUGAAGAUGAAGAAUAGUGUGACCAUUCAACAGGAGAAGCGGCUCUCUGAGAGAGAGGAAAUGUAUCAGAAAGAACACAAGGACCUACAGGAUACACAACACGCGCUGAGGCUAAAGGAGGACGAAGUGACCAAACUGCAAGAGCAGCUGGAGUCCACCACUAAGAAGCUUGAAGAAAGCAUGCAGCAACUUAAAAACAGUGAAAAUGUAAUCACGUGGCUUAAUAAGCAGAUGAAUGAAAUCCAGACGGCAAAAAAACAAGACACAGUGGGCAUUUUUGAAUCACCUGUGGGUGCCACAUCUACUGGGGGCUUCCGAAAUGUGACAGUGGCCCCCAAUAUGAUGAUUGAUGCCCGGCCUUUCUCCUUUCCAGCAGGAAUGAACUAUCCAAUCACAUCCACAGUCAACUCCAAGCAUUCACUCCAACAAUCGUUUCCUGCUAUGCCAAUCAGCCAGCCUUCACUGGCACUCCUCAAUCCUGGCCCCGGACCAAAGGUGCACUACAAUCCUCCAAUGCCCAAGCCCAGUAUAUCGACAGAACCUAAAACAGUGACACCGGCAGAACAUCCCCUGCAGGGGUCAUCAAACAAAGAGAAUGGUGAGCCUGUUGGCUUGGAUUCCAAGUAUUUCCAGAAGAGAGACGACAGCAUCCCUUUACGUGGCAUCCUGCAUAACAAAAAUCCUAGCAAAGAUUUCCAAAAGUCAACAUUAUUAGAUCCACCGCUGGUGACCACCAAACUCGGACCUCCGCAGCAAACCUCCGCCUACUUCCCAGGACAGUAAUACAACUCCCCAGAGCUUUCACCCACCGGCGGCCACAUUCAAAAGGCAGCUUUUAAAAAAGAAUGGCUGGCUUCUGAGUAACAA
Polypterus senegalus (gray bichir) is the source of this 2427-nucleotide messenger RNA. It is a transcript of the gene sass6, whose product is annotated as SAS-6 centriolar assembly protein. Gene Ontology annotation, cellular component: centrosome; centriole. The transcript is spliced from 17 exons. The record is from RefSeq and is a predicted model, not a curated record. Lineage: Eukaryota; Metazoa; Chordata; Cladistia; Polypteriformes; Polypteridae. Gene Ontology annotation, biological process: centriole replication. The coding region runs from base 349 to 2343 and encodes 664 amino acids.